CCAAGAGCGUCCAGAUUCAUCGACGUGACAUUGAUGACAGUGUGAUUAGCGCCGGUUCCUCCGCGGAGCAGGCUCUUCACCUCCCUCGAUGAUCUGUUUCAUGUUGAAUCCAACCGUUCCUUGUCUUUUGCCACCACCUCCCGCGCUCCCCACGACGGACACGGGCUGCGGACAUCCCACACGCCCCCUGCAGACAGCGGACGCGUCCCCGAACCGCGAAGAGCCCCGCGCGCGGCCGGAUGCGUAAUCUGCAGCCCGCAUCACCCAGCAUCAGACUCUCCUGAUCUCUCUGCGCCAUAUCCGCGCGUGCGUGCUUACUCUCGACCUUGAGGACACGACGGAGAGCUAUCUGGCGACAUGGCGUUCGUCCCCCCGCGCGAUGACCCCUUCAUCGAGUUCAUGCGACCCCCGCCGAACGAGACGCCGGCGCAGAUGACUGUGAGGCUCCAGCGCGAACGGGAGGCGCAGCGGAUCCACGAUAGCAUCGAGGAGGACAUCCGCAAUCACCGUGCGCGGAUGAAGAGGGAAAGUAAGGUGGUCAAGGUGCUUCUGCUCGGGCAGGCGGAAAGUGGUAAAUCGACUACGCUGAAAAACUUUCUCAUGAAAUGGGCACCCGAAACUUGGGCGCGCGAGCGCGACGGCUGGCGUCUAAUCAUCCACUUCAACAUCAUUCGCGCUAUAGUCGCUAUCCUCCGCGUUGUCGAAGCGGAACUCGGCGGAGACGGUGACGCCGAGGACGACAGACCCGAGUCCCCUGCCAGCAUUCCUGGCUCUCCUCUCAGCCCUGCUUCUACCCAGACCUCCACACCCACCUCAUCCGCCUCCCGCACCCCCCUUGCCUUUACCGACCGCCAUCAGCUCCUCCUCAUCCGCCUCGCCCCCCUUCGCGGCCUGCAAGCCGACCUCAUGCGCCGCCUGGGGCACAACCCGGAAGCGGUAUCCAGCACGAUGGUCGCGUCCCCCUUCGACACGCACGCGAUGCCGACGCGCACGCGGCUCGUACCCGAGUUUAGCGUGCGGAAUCUCGACGACGUGCUCUCGCCGCAGUGGACGACCGCCGCGCGUGCCGAGAUUGAUUCCGUCGCGGAUACUCUCGCGGGCUGUCGGGAGGACAUGAAGGCGCUUUGGGCAGAUCCGGUCGUGCAGCAGGCGGUCAAGCGGAGGAGAACGAGGCUACCGGAAUGGCAUCGCUACUUUUUGGACUCAUUAGACCGAAUAGCAACGCGAGCGUACAGCGUCACCGACGAUGACAUCCUGCGCGCAAGGUUACGGACGACAGGAGUGCGUGAACAUAGGAUCGUCUUCAACAAAGGGCCCUGGGAGAUUUCUUCAAAGGCAGCGGCGCAAGCGCUAGCCGGUCAAAUUGGCUGGGAGUGGUGUAUUUACGAUGUGGGCGGGUGUCGCACGCAACGCGCGGCGUGGCUGCCAUUCUUCGAGAACACGAAUGUGAUCAUAUUUUUGACGCCAAUGAACGUAUUCGACGAACGACUGCAGGAGGACCCGCGCGUCAAUCGCCUGGAAGACAGCUUCUUGCUGUGGCAAAGUAUCUGCAGUACGAAGCUGCUUGCGAGGACGCAGUUAAUCAUGUUUCUAAAUAAGACGGACCUUCUCAAACGCAAACUCAAGCAAGGUGUUCAGGUGAAGAAAUACCUCCCGAGCUACGGCAACAGGCCAAACGAAGUAGGACACGUCAGCAAAUAUUUCAAGGACAAGUUCAAGGAGAUCCUGCAUCAGCAAUCGCCCAUACCUCGCACGCACUAUAUAUACUUUACGACGGUGACAGACACUACGUCAACGGCAAAAACACUGGAGUCGAUUCGCGACGGUGUGCUGCGCGAGAAUCUCAAGCAGUCGCAAUUGAUAUGAACGCCUCUCUCAUGACUGCAACCCAUCACCGGCACCCACAGCACCAAUCGAGGCUUUGGGUUGACCGAUGUUCACAAAUUGCAUGUCCCGGUUUUGCAGCUCUGCGGGUAAAUUAUUCCCUCGUCACGCAUCCCGUUACGAAUGCCUCUUUGUCUCCCCCCUCCGUCUCCUGUUUUGCCCCGGAUACCUCUUUAUCUCUAUCUGCUACUGGGUGUAUUACCUUGUCUCCCUUGUAUAUAUCUAUACCUGCUGAUGUAGUACCCUGUGGAUAACCUGUAUUUUGUACAUAGCCAUUCCUCGAUCGCCUUCUUAUCCGGCCCUCUGAACGCACUUGGUCUUCACGCGUUCGACGUUGCGUGGUCGAC
Messenger RNA from Schizophyllum commune H4-8, 2231 nucleotides. RefSeq names its product G-alpha-domain-containing protein. Gene Ontology annotation, molecular function: guanyl nucleotide binding; GTPase activity; G-protein beta/gamma-subunit complex binding. The transcript is spliced from 9 exons. The record is from RefSeq and is a predicted model, not a curated record. Gene Ontology annotation, biological process: adenylate cyclase-modulating G protein-coupled receptor signaling pathway. Gene Ontology annotation, cellular component: heterotrimeric G-protein complex. Lineage: Eukaryota; Fungi; Basidiomycota; Agaricomycetes; Agaricales; Schizophyllaceae. Bases 358 to 1866 code for a protein of 502 amino acids.